Molecule: messenger RNA, 736 nt
Organism: Parastagonospora nodorum SN15
Lineage: Eukaryota; Fungi; Ascomycota; Dothideomycetes; Pleosporales; Phaeosphaeriaceae
Exons: 3
Coding region: 1-507 (168 amino acids)
Biological process (GO): translation
Cellular component (GO): cytosolic small ribosomal subunit; ribosome
Molecular function (GO): structural constituent of ribosome
Source: RefSeq, a predicted model, not a curated record
AUGGUAUGCACCCACCCCUCCAACACUGGCUCUACAGCAACCACAGCCUGCGCUUCGGACGGAGAAGACGAUACCAAGUCCCAAGUCAGCGCGGCCGCCGAGGUCGAGGUCUCAGCCGAUGAGACCGGUUCCAAGGGCCAGAUGUCUGUGCUCGAGGCGCUCAAGGGCGUCCUCAAGCUGGCUCUGAUCCACGACGGACUCGCCCGCGGUCUGCGCGAGGCCUCCAAGGCCCUCGACCGCCGCCAGGCACACAUGUGCGUCCUCAACGAGGCGUGCGAGGAGGAGGCGUACAAGAAGCUCGUCGUUGCGCUGUGCAGCGAGCACAAGAUUCCUCUCAUCAAGGUCCCCGAUGGCAAGCAGCUCGGCGAGUGGGCUGGUCUUUGCCAGAUCGAUCGUGAGGGUAACCCCCGUAAGGUGGUUAACUGCUCUUGCGUCGUUGUCAAGGAUUGGGGUGAGGAGUCCCAGGAGCGCAGCAUCCUCCUCAACUACUUCCAGACCGAGCAGUAAGCGUGUCGCCACGGCAUACGCUCGCCCAACACUGUCGGUAGCUACGUCUCAAGCAUCAUCUCGCCCUUUUGCUGCGUCGGUUCGGUUCAUUCGGGCAUGGCAUGGAGUGGGAUGAGCGGGGAUGUAAAGUUAUGAUGUGAUGGGCGCAACGGAAAUAGAUGGCCCUUGUGCCACGAAUCAAAACGAGGAACGAGUUCAAAACGCAAGACCAUGUGCCUGUAUAACCCAU